GUGUGUGUUUGUGUGUUUAACUAUAUUUGUUAUUAUUUUCUUUUUGUUAUCUUUCGGUUCAAUUUCGAGUGCUUUUCGCGGUUCUCCAAGUGUCAUUCUGGGAUUCUGACAGAAGUAGGCAGUUUUAAUCAGCUUUCUACACAGUUAUCAUUCGCAGUGCGUGUUCAUCGGAAUUGGGUUCGUUUUGACUGUGUAUUUUUUCAUCGGAUAAGUAUCGUCGAGGAUAAUUUGAUCGGUUUUCUAUUGCUUGGCCAAUUGGUAGUGCAUUUUUUCCCGAAUAGGAAGAAGUGUAGCAUUUAUAGGGCGGCCCAUCUGCUAAUCAAAUUAUAUAAGAUUAUAUCAAGGAUCCGGAUAUUGAUAGGCUUGCGCUAGUCCAGCCCCAAAGUAUCCAUCCUCCGAUCGAAUUGCAGGGAAGAUCAAAAGUACGAUGCUUCUGAACCGAAAUAAGUUUGGAGGGUUUCGACCGGCCAAGAUUCUGAAGUUGGAUAAAAUGGACGCACCGGCAACAUCGGACAUUUGUAUCAUCAAUGGGAACUCUCAUCCGGAUUUGGCCAAUCUGAUUGCCAGUCGCUUGGGUGUCAAUAAUGGUGGCUGCUCGGUAUAUCACAAAACCAAUCGGGAAACGAUGGUUGAAAUCGGCGAUUCAGUUCGUGGAAAGGAUAUCUACAUUAUCCAAACAGGCACUAAAGACGUCAACAACAACAUCAUGGAGCUGCUCAUCAUGGCGUACGCCUGCAAAACUUCCUCGGCCAACUCCAUCGUCGGGGUAAUCCCGUACCUGCCGUAUUCCAAGCAGUGCAAGAUGCGCAAACGAGGAUGCAUCGUGUCGAAGCUGCUGGCCAGAAUGAUGUGCACCUCCGGGCUGACGCACAUCAUCACCAUGGACCUGCACCAGAAGGAAAUCCAGGGCUUCUUCGACUGCCCGGUGGACAACCUGCGAGCUUCCCCGUUCUUGCUGCAGUACAUCCAGGAGUGUAUCCCUGAUUAUCGCAACUCGGUGAUCGUGGCUCGUAAUCCAGGUUCUGCCAAGAAAGCCACAUCAUACGCCGAACGUCUACGGUUGGGAAUUGCCGUGAUCCACGGAGAACAGAAGGAGUCCGAAACAGACGAAGUUGAUGGACGUAAUUCGCCCCCAUUGCUGCCCAAAUCUCGCACAAUGGACGUCUCCGGUGGAGUUCCGGUUCAUCCGGCUAAGGAGAAGCCCCCAAUCAACGUGGUGGGAGAUGUUGGUGGCAGGAUUGCGAUCAUGGUGGACGAUUUGAUCGACGACGUCCAGUCGUUCGUAGCUGCAGCCGAAGUCCUGAAAGAGAGAGGAGCGUACAAAAUCUACGUAAUGGCCACGCACGGUCUGCUGAGCCAGGAUGCUCCAAGGUUGAUUGAAGAUUCUCCUAUCGAUGAGGUGGUCGUUACCAAUACCGUUCCGCACGAGAUCCAGAAGAUGCAGUGUCACAAGAUCAAAACGGUCGACAUCAGCAUCCUACUGGCUGAGGCUAUUCGUCGCAUUCACAACAAGGAAUCGAUGUCGUAUUUGUUCAAAAAUGUCACUCUAGAAGACUAGGCCAAUAAUCAGAACAGCUUUCGAUUAACGCCAAACCAACCUACUGAAUGUAACUAAAACUACAUACUGAAUCACACCUACUUUCGGAAACUACUGUGGGAAUCAAUGAGGAAACAACAAGCUUCUGAUCGAGUGGAAGAUUAUGUGUCUGGUUAUGAUAGAGAUCAAUUACCGCAACCGUGUUUCAUUUGACUUGCCGUUGAAGCACUUUUCGAUAUAAAUUCAACCGCAAAUCCUCGUUUUGAUUACAUGAAACUCCAAGUUCUGCCAUGGCGAGAACGAAACAAGUGAUGGUAUGUAUUUUCUGAGAACCACUGCAACUAUAUGAUUUUAAGUACAAUGAAAACGAUUCACGAUUUAUAUAUUA
This is a messenger RNA of Aedes aegypti (yellow fever mosquito), 1925 nucleotides long. Its product is annotated as phosphoribosyl pyrophosphate synthase-associated protein 2. Lineage: Eukaryota; Metazoa; Arthropoda; Insecta; Diptera; Culicidae. Gene Ontology annotation, molecular function: magnesium ion binding; ribose phosphate diphosphokinase activity. The transcript is spliced from 7 exons. Gene Ontology annotation, cellular component: ribose phosphate diphosphokinase complex; cytoplasm. Gene Ontology annotation, biological process: 5-phosphoribose 1-diphosphate biosynthetic process; purine nucleotide biosynthetic process. The record is from RefSeq and is a predicted model, not a curated record. Bases 428 to 1558 code for a protein of 376 amino acids.